Trypanosoma conorhini is the source of this 450-nucleotide messenger RNA. RefSeq lists its product as uncharacterized. The record is from RefSeq and is a predicted model, not a curated record. The transcript has a single exon. Lineage: Eukaryota; Euglenozoa; Kinetoplastea; Trypanosomatida; Trypanosomatidae. The coding region runs from base 1 to 450 and encodes 149 amino acids.
AUGUCAGUCACAGACACACUUGGGCCGCUGUUUACCUUCCUCAUCGUUGUCAAUGUUAUGGGCACAGCCAUGCCGCUGGUGCGGCAUCGCUUUGUUUGGUAUACUCUGGCGUUUGUCUUGUUUGGCUUUGCCGGUCUUUUUCUGAUGUUGGCCGUUAUUUUCCUCCUUGCUGACUCAGCGGUUUCACUCUACGAUGUUAAUACCAAGGGAGAGGUGAGGGUGCAAGCGACGGUCCCAUUUGACCCAGCAUCGUUUUUUUUAGUCAACGUGACUAUGACCACGUUGAUGUCCACCGCGGUGCUAGCGAUGGUGGCUUGGCUCUGCUAUCAGUCCCGCAAGAGCUGGCACGUCUACAUUCUGCCGAUGCUGCGUGACCUGAACGCACUCGAGCAAUCUGUUUGGUCCAAUGCGCUGGACCUCCGUGACCGCGUUGUUCCAGACUCACUGUGA